Molecule: messenger RNA, 1215 nt
Organism: Periconia digitata
Lineage: Eukaryota; Fungi; Ascomycota; Dothideomycetes; Pleosporales; Periconiaceae
Source: the annotation of a GenBank genome assembly
CCGACUGCCAGCGAUCGCCAAUCCCCCCCCCAUUCCCUCCCCACCACGAUCGACAUGGCCAACGACCCUAACAUAGAGUUGUGGACGCUGUACGCUUUCGGCAUAUCGUUCACAAUUCUCAGAACCUAUGCGCGGAUUACAGCCGUGGGCUGGCGAGAGCUGCGUGCUGAUGACUAUCUGAUAUGGUUUGCCAUGCUGAUUUACACGACACAAUGUACUCUCGGCUACAAUGUAGGGCUGCUGGCUCGCGGGCUCGCAAACAAUGGCAUGACAGACGAGGAACGAAGUGCGCUUUUGCCAGACGACCCAGAGUAUGGAUGGAGAGUAACAGGCUCGAAAAUCCAAGUCGCCGGCUGGACCACUGCGACAUGUUUGCUCUGGACGCUUAAGAUGUGCAUGGCGAUAUUCUAUUUGCGCCUGACCAACGGCCUCAAACAAUACGCCACGAGAAUCCACAUUGUCAUGGGAAUGAUUAUUGGCACAUGGGUUAUGGUCAUCAUGACAAUUUACCUUUCCUGCCGUCCCUUCCAUCAUUACUGGCAAAUCAGUCCAGACCCAGGCAAUCUUUGCUACCCAGCGGUAUCGAAAUCCAUUGUCUGGAUGAUGUUCGUCACCAAUGUUGUGACAGACAUUGCGCUAUUAUUGAUCCCCAUACCUAUGCUCUGGCAAUCGAGUUUGAGGCGCUUAAAGAAGGUCGCUUCUACAUUGGUGCUGAGUGCUGGCAUCUUCGUCGUUGUAUGCGCGGCUCUGAAGAGUAUCUACGUUAUUGUCGACCCUGUUAAUGGAGGCAUCCUCGCGGCACAAUGGGGUACUCGAGAAACCUUCGUCGCGGUAGUCACGACCAAUCUGCCCAUGAUAUUCCCUCUGCUCCGAAACUUCCUCGCGCCUUACAUCCAGAGCUCCGUGCGAUCCAGCAGCAACCAAAAAGCGUACAAAAACCCAGGCAGCGGCUUCGUGACCAUCGGCGGGGGCGGCGCAUCCAAGGGCGCGUCCAGUCGGCAACGAAGCGCCAACCCCAUCACGGCGAACAUAACGUUCGACAACGACAGCGAGGAACAUAUUGUCAAGGGCGACGAAGACGUGAAGAUGCGGAACCUCAAAAGUUCACGGUCGGGACACUCCACGCCAAAUGCCAUCGUGGUGUCUCAGCAGAUCACCGUCACUUCGGAGGAUUACAACGGUGAAAGAGACGUGGAACCGUUCCAGCGAGUCUGA